AUUCUAUCUAAUGAAUCAAUCCAUAACCAAAAUGGCAGACAAGCAGGAACAGGAUUCGAACAUUUGAGAUCGUACAGUGAGUCAGCGUAAUAGAACAAAAUAAGUGUGGUUUUCAAGAUACCAGCAGAACCAUCCGUGUACAAAGCAGGAUGCGACGAGGAGUGAAAGCAACUUCGGCGCCUGCAAAGAUCAUUGUGCGGGUACAGUCACCCUCUGGGACUACAAGAAUAUCUGUGAGCAGCACCGAGACAAUUCCCAAGUUCUUACAGAAGGUUGGAGAGGAGCUGUCCCUGGGACAUGACACAUGGAAACUGUACCAGAACAGGGACCGGUCAGGGGAGCUGAAACCUGGCAGCAGGAAAACACUGCAUACCACCAACAUCAGACAUGGGGACAUGCUGUACCUGGUGCCGUCCUCAGCAGGACUGGACACGACUGACUCGGCUGGACCUCAGGACGUCCUCAUGAACGAUGUGGAGGAAGAUGAAGUGGACGUCUUCUUAUCCAAACAGGACGGCCGGAUCGCCAGGGAGAGAGACGAGCAGCUAUGUCAUCAUGGACCCAAAGGAAAAUGUGUUCACUGUACGUCCCUGGAGCCCUACGAUGAGGAGUAUCUUCAGAAGUCUGAGAUCAAGCACAUGUCUUUCCACGCUCAUCUCAAGAAACUGAUGGGAGGAGUAGACAAGGGAAAGUUUGUUGCUCUUGAGAACAUGAGUGUGAAGAUUCGGCCAGGCUGCACGGAGCACCCCCCCUGGCCGGGAGGGAUCUGUACUAAAUGUCAACCUAGUGCCGUCACUCUCAACAGACAGAAAUAUCGUCAUGUGGACAACAUCAUGUUUGAAAACCACAGCCUGGUGGACCGUUUCCUGGACUACUGGAGGAAGACAGGGAACCAGCGGAUGGGGUUCUUAUAUGGGAAAUAUGAGCACCACAAAGACGUGCCCCUGGGGAUCAGGGCCACUGUGGCAGCAAUCUAUGAACCUCCUCAGGUUGGAACAGCGAACAGUCUGCAGCUCCUGGAGGACAGGAAUGCUGAGGUAGUAGAUGACAUUGCCAGGAAGCUGGGACUCAGGAAGGUUGGAUGGAUUUUUACUGACUUGGUGGCUGAUGACUCUGGCAAAGGAACUGUCAAGAAUUUCAGGAACGCGGAUUCAGUGUUCCUGAGUGCAGAAGAGUGUAUCAUGGCAGGAGAGUUUCAGAACCAACAUCCAAACUGUACCAAACUCUCUCCUGACGGGACUUUUGGCUCCAAAUUUGUCACUGUGGUGGCUUCAGGUGAUGAAAGUCAUCAGAUCCACUUCGAGGGUUACCAGGUGUCUAACCAGUGCAUGGCCCUGGUGAGGGAUGACUGUCUGGUGCCCACUAAGGACGCCCCUGAGCUGGGCUACAUCAAGGAGUCCACACCAGAACAGUAUGUGCCUGAUGUGUUCUACAAGGAGAAGGACUCCUAUGGCAACUUGGUGACACUGCUGGCCCGUCCACUCCCAGUGGAGUAUUUACUAGUACAGGUUACUACAGGUUUCCCUGUUGAUCCUGUGUCCACCUUCAACACCAGGAUGGACAAACCCUUCCCUAUAGAGAACAGAGCAGACAUUGGUGACAUACAGGACUUUGGUCAGCUGACUGCCUACAUGCAGCAGUUCCCCGGGUACCGGCUACUGGAGGCCAUGUCUGAUCUACACUUCCUCACCUACCUGGCAACAAUGGACAUGUUACCACUCAAGGAACACAUGGACCCUUUACUGGAAGGUGUGAGGGAACAAAGUGCAGAGACUGUGGAACAUUGGUCCAAAACUGACCAAUGGGCAACAGUGGAACAACUGAUUGCUGCACAUGCACCAAGUCCACCUGUGGGUACUGGGCCUUCAGCUGCAGGACCAGCCUUCCCCACAGGGGGCGCUGCUGCUGGUGUGUGGACAUGUCAGCACUGCACCUUCAUCAACCAAGCACACAAUGCCUCCUGUGAGAUCUGUAACCUGCCCAGGACCUAAGGAACAGUGAUCUAGCCAGCCGGAACUUUUGUUGUUGUUUAAGGCCACACCAAUUUAAUUUCUUGGUUAAGGGAUUUGCCCGCUUCAUUUUUUUCUGAUUUGCAAAAAA
This is a messenger RNA of Branchiostoma belcheri (Belcher's lancelet), 2100 nucleotides long. Its product is annotated as nuclear protein localization protein 4 homolog. Gene Ontology annotation, cellular component: nucleus. The record is from RefSeq and is a predicted model, not a curated record. NCBI's taxonomy places the organism in Eukaryota, Metazoa, Chordata, Leptocardii, Amphioxiformes, Branchiostomatidae. The transcript has 17 exons. Gene Ontology annotation, molecular function: ubiquitin protein ligase binding; ubiquitin binding. Gene Ontology annotation, biological process: ubiquitin-dependent protein catabolic process. The coding region runs from base 150 to 1991 and encodes 613 amino acids.